Molecule: messenger RNA, 916 nt
Organism: Brachypodium distachyon (stiff brome)
Lineage: Eukaryota; Viridiplantae; Streptophyta; Magnoliopsida; Poales; Poaceae
Product: transcription factor bHLH84
Exons: 5
Coding region: 257-793 (178 amino acids)
Biological process (GO): regulation of DNA-templated transcription
Molecular function (GO): protein dimerization activity; DNA-binding transcription factor activity
Source: RefSeq, a predicted model, not a curated record
GGAGCUAGCUAGCACUUCCCCUACAUGAUCAAUCAGAUAUCAUCUUGUCUUACUGGCAGUUUUUGCAUUUUCAUAUUCUUGCAACAUCAUUGCCGACCUCAAGUCAAAUCCAAAGAAUAUCAAUAAGAAAAAGACUUUGGGAAGCAUAUAUAUACAGUAACAUUCACACUCCUUAUCUAUGCACAAUACUAGCCAAAGGAUUGCUCAGAAAUCAGAAGCAUAGAUACCACACCAGAGAAUUCAGAGAUCAGCAGACAUGGAGGCGGCAGAAUGCGCAUCCUACUGGAGCUCUCUUGACGCAAUCAGCGAGGAAUCGGAGAUGCUCUUGCAUUUGCAGUCACUGCUCCGGUGCAGCAGUGAUUCCGAUACCAGCUUCUUCUCCUCCAACAAUGAGAGCGCAAAUGCAUCAUUCGAUCAUCAAGUGGAUAACCUCAGUUCACCGGAUGAGAGGAACAUCGGUAUCAAGAGAAAAUUUCAGGUGGAUCAGGAGAGGGAUCAUGACAAUGAAGUCCAUGCUGCGCUAUCGGCCCCAAGGAAGAAUGGCAAAAAGUCAAGAGCUGCAAAGGACUCACAAAGCCACUAUGCAAAGAAAAGGAGACAGAGGAUCAACGAGAGGCUGAGAAUACUGCAAAAGCUAAUCCCUAAUGGCACAAAGGUUGACAUCAGCACAAUGCUGGAGGAAGCAGUCCAGUAUGUCAAGUUUCUGCAUCUGCAAAUCAAGCUCUUGAGCUCUGAUGAAAUGUGGAUGUACGCGCCCCUCGCCUGCAAUCAGGAAUCCCUGUCACGAGAAUGACCAUUUGAUCUGUGACUUGCAAUUUAACCUGACCUUACAUUAUGUGGCAUUCUGGAUUUUGCUUGUCAGUUCAUUCUUGAUUGUUUCAACAAUGACAAUAAUGAGAAGUAUUUGAAACUGGUA